Messenger RNA from Salarias fasciatus (jewelled blenny), 5098 nucleotides. It is a transcript of the gene adamts14, whose product is annotated as ADAM metallopeptidase with thrombospondin type 1 motif, 14. Gene Ontology annotation, molecular function: metalloendopeptidase activity. The coding region runs from base 381 to 4064 and encodes 1227 amino acids. The transcript is spliced from 22 exons. Gene Ontology annotation, cellular component: extracellular matrix. Lineage: Eukaryota; Metazoa; Chordata; Actinopteri; Blenniiformes; Blenniidae. The record is from RefSeq and is a predicted model, not a curated record. Gene Ontology annotation, biological process: proteolysis; extracellular matrix organization.
AAAAGUGGGCUACUUCUCCAAAGCGUCCCGGUUUGUACCGGGGAGUUUGUCGUCACCCGCACCCCAGCUUUCCCCCCCUCGGCUCCCUAAAUGGAUGGGCCAGCCUUGGUCUUUGCAGUUCAGCGCAGGCCAAAAGAUUGGAAACAACUUGUGAGUAUCCGUCAGUUUGGCGUCUAGAGGGAAACUCUCAGAAAUGCCCCGCUGCCUCGCUGGACUUCAACUCUGAGGACUUUUCUCCUGCAUUUUGCGCUUUCUUUUUCUUUUCUUUUCUUUUCUUUUUUUUUUUUUUAUUUUUUUUCAUUUCAGGAGGAAGCACAAAGUUUACAGGAGAAAGGAAAACUUUGCGCUGAAGUGGCAGCUCUCUCGCUUUAGCUCUCGCUAUGGAUUGUAUGUAUUUAUUGAUGUGCUUUUCACUCACUCAACUCUUUUUGGAGCAUAUUUUCGCUGCAGAAACACAUGAAAAACUCUCUGGAAAGUUAAGUGAAUAUGGUCUUAUCGUGCCAUUCAGCACAGACUCCCACGGCCGGUACAUUUCUCACGUGGUCUCUGCUGGAGGUGGAAGUAAAGGUGCUCCUGCCCCUGAUGCCUCCUCGGCUCCUGGCAGCAGAAGAAGGGUGGCCCGCAGUGCCCCGGAGAUGCCCUCUGUCACCUCUGCCUCGGCCCAGCACUUGUUUUUCAAUGUCACCGUGUUUGGGAAGGAGCUGCACCUCCGCCUGAGGGCCAACAGGAGGCUGGUGGCCCCCGGGGCAGUAGUGGAAUGGCAAGAGGACUUUAAGGAGAAGGGAAAAGAGCAGAUCCACGGGGACUGUGUUUUCACUGGGGAUGUGAGCGACAUGCCGGAGGCCUCUGUGGCCAUCAGCAACUGUGAUGGACUGGCAGGCCUGAUCCGGACUGAUAAUGGGGAGUUUUUCAUCGAACCCCUCGAAAAGGGCCAGCAGGAUGUGGAAGUGAAGGGGCGUGUCCACGUGGUCUACCGCAGAUCGGCCAUCAAGCGGGAGACGGGCCGGCGGAGGGACGACCUUCACAACGAAGUGGCAGACAUCGGCAUCGCGGACCUCCCGGCGGCUCUCGAUCUCGUCGAGCACAAACUGUCGGAGUCGGACCGCAAGAGGAGGCACGCGAAGAAAGACGACUACAACAUCGAGGUGCUGCUGGCGGUGGACGACUCGGUGGUGCGCUUCCAUGGCAAGGAGCAUGUGCAGAAUUAUGUUCUCACGCUCAUGAAUAUAGUUGAUGAAAUAUAUCACGAUGAAUCUCUGGGGACCAACAUCAACAUUGUGUUGGUGCGGAUGAUCAUGGUCGGAUAUCGGCAGUCUAUAAGCCUGAUUGAACGUGGCAACCCAUCUCGCAGCCUCGAGCAGGUCUGCCGAUGGGCCAACACGCAGCAGCGCCGCGACCCCGACCACGCCGAGUACCACGACCAUGCCAUCUUCCUCACAAGGCAAGAUUUUGGUCCUGCAGGUAUGCAAGGUUACGCUCCAGUGACGGGGAUGUGCCACCCACUGAGGAGCUGCACUCUGAACCAUGAGGACGGCUUCUCCUCUGCCUUUGUGGUCGCUCACGAAACCGGCCAUGUGCUGGGGAUGGAGCAUGAUGGCCAGGGGAACCGCUGUGCAGAUGAGACCAGCAUGGGCAGCAUCAUGGCGCCGCUCGUCCAGGCAGCGUUCCACCGUUAUCACUGGUCACGUUGCAGCAAGCAGGAGCUGAACAGAUACAUCCACUCCUAUGACUGCCUGCUGGAUGAUCCUUUUGAACAUAAGUGGCCCAAGCUUCCUGAACUCCCUGGAAUAAAUUAUUCGAUGGAUGAGCAGUGCCGCUUUGAUUUUGGCGUCGGUUAUAAAAUGUGCACAGCUUUUCGGACCUACGACCCGUGCAAGCAGCUGUGGUGCAGCCACCCUGACAACCAGUACUUCUGUAAGACCAAGAAAGGCCCUCCAGUCGACGGUACAGAGUGUGCUCCAGGGAAGUGGUGCUUUAAAGGUCACUGCAUCUGGAGAUCCAGCCAGGAGCCUCAAGGCCACGAUGGGAGUUGGGGCUCCUGGUCAAAGUUUGGCUCUUGCUCCCGAACGUGCGGCGGCGGAGUUCGAUCCCGCAACAGGCAGUGCAACAACCCCCCGCCUGCCUAUGGCGGUCGGGACUGUCCCGGCUCUGCGUUCGACUACCAGAUGUGCAACACAGAGGAGUGUGCUGGCCCUUACGAGGACUUCCGCGCUCAGCAGUGCGUCCAGAGGAGCAACAAAUAUCACAAAAACAUCAAGCACACCUGGCUCCCGUACGAGCACCCCGACGAGGGUCGGAAGUGUGAGCUGAGCUGUAAGUCGAAGGAGACGGGCGAGGUGGUGUUCAUGAACCAGGUGAUGCAUGAUGGGACGCGGUGCAGCUACUCGGAUCCCUUCAGCAUCUGUGCUCGAGGAGAGUGUCUGCACGUGGGCUGCGACAAGGAGGUGGGCUCCUACAAGCAGGAGGACAAGUGCGGCGUCUGCGAGGGGGACAACUCCCACUGCCGCACCGUCAAGCUGACGCUCACCAAGACCCCCAAAAAGAACGGAAUGCUGAAAAUGUUCGACAUCCCAAUUGGAGCCCGCCACAUCGUUAUCGAAGAGAAUGAGACCUCCCCUCAUAUCAUUGCUGUGAAGAACCAAGUCACUGGAAACUUCAUACUGAAUGCAAAAAGCGAAGACGCAGAAUCGAAGACUUUGAUCGAGAACGGUUUACAGUGGGAGUACACCAUGGACGGCGAGAAGGAGACGCUGAAAACCAGCGGCCCGCUGCACGAAGGGAUCGUCGUCCUGGUCAUUCCCCAGGAAGACGACGUAAAGAUCAGCCUGACGUAUAAAUACAUCAUACACGAGGACCUGCUGCCGCUCAUCACAAAUAACAACGUGCUCCUGGCUGAGCUGGACACCUACGAGUGGGCCCUGAAAAGCUGGUCUCAGUGCUCCAAGCCGUGUGGGGGAGGCAUACAGUUCACGAAAUACGGGUGCCGGAGGAAGAGCGACAGCCGUCUGGUGCACCGGAACUUUUGCGAGACCAGCAAAAAGCCCAAACCGAUCCGCAAGCGCUGCAACGUCCAGGAGUGCAGCCAGCCCACGUGGGUGGUGGACGACUGGACCCCGUGCAGCAAGACCUGCGGGAAGCUGGGCUACCAGACCAGAGUGGUGCAGUGCAUGCAGACGCUGCACAACGGCACCAACAGGCCCGUGCACAGCAAGCACUGCACCGAGGAGCGUCCGGACAUGAGGAGGGGCUGCAACUACACCUCGUGCCCGGCGCAGUGGAGGACGGGGGCCUGGUCUCAGUGCUCGGUGACUUGCGGAGAAGGAAUCCAGCAGAGGCAGGUGGUCUGCAAGGCCAGCGACAACACAAUAGGAGAGUGCGAGGGCGAGAAGCCCGAAACUGUCCUCAUCUGCAAAUUAAGCCCCUGUCCAGGCCAGCCGGCAGAAAACUCCACCAUGAAAGAUGAAGCUGUGUUCCAGAGAGUUCCUGAAAACCCGGUGCAGAAAAUCUCAUCAAAUGAGCCCUGCCUCGGGGACAAAUCGAUUUUCUGUCAAAUGGAGGUUCUGGCCCGUUACUGCUCCAUCCCGGGAUACUAUAAGCUGUGUUGUGAAUCCUGCAACAAGAAAGGUCUCACCACCGACAUUCCCGACUUCGACUUCUCCACGGCGCCUUCGGCCGACCACGACACCUCCGCCGCGUCCCACCCUGCCUCAACCAAGGCGGCGUCUCCUUUCACUGCGACGCCCGUCGCACCGCAAACCACUAAAGCCGUCAGUCGGCGGCUUCUCUCCACGGCCCCGGCGCCGACCACGUCCGUUCGCGCUCAAGCUUCCGCCUCGCCGGGCGCCGCCGCCGCCGCCGCCCCCCGGAGUCCCACCGGGGAUCCAGACGCGGGGCCUCUUCUACCUCCAGGGCCGCCCCGGCCCACCGCAGACUCCAGUGGAGGUGCCUCUAAGGAGCACAGUCCAAACAGCACUUUAGGCCCAGUCGCUGCCAGGUCAAGAAGGGACGAUGCAGGAUCUGAGAGGGACUCCAGCCACAGGACCCUGUCGGCACAGAAACAGUGAGCGUCCGGCGCCGGUAUCUGUGUCGCUCCACACGUUGCUGCAGAUAAUUUCUGUAUUGUUUUUUUUGUUGAAGAUUUUCUUUUUCAUACCAGUGAACUUAGACCAGACCAGUGACGGUUACCUCAUCAAAACCUCCAGAGUGAUCUGCGUGCGGCGCUGCUCUCCCCUCCGCGCUUCAAAUAAUGAAAUGGGAGAAGGAAGAAAAAAAAAGAAAGAAAAAAAAAAACGUUGUCAAAACCAAGGUGCUGUAAACUAAAACGACUACAAGACGCGUUCAAAAUGUGAUGACUGCAUUGCUACAUUCAUGUUUUUAUCUGUGUACAGUUGUCUUAGUCUGUUGUGUUUCCUCAAGUGCAUUAGAACUACUAUUGAACUUGUAUUGUGAAUGUGAGGAGAGCUCACAGUCCCGGUGUUUGAGGGUGCUUGUGCGAGCUAUGGAUUCUGGAGUGCGCCACCAGAAUAAUUACCAACCUGUUCAAAUCACUAAAUUGGUCUUUUCAUAGAAUUUUAAAUUGCAUUGGGCAUUAAUUAUUUGUGAAGAUAAACUAUACUCAUCAUAUUUGAUGGUGAUAUGAGUCAAAUUGCAAAUUGGAUUAUUACUACAACAAAAGAUGAUCUACCUUUUGUGGGUAGAAGCAUCUAAAUCUGAAAAUCUUUAAACUAUUAUCUGCAUUUUUGUAGAUAUAAUGAUUUCCAUGAUCUUCCCAUGUGUAAAAGAUGGAGCUGUUCCUCUCUGACAACUCGAAUCCACGCUCACAGGUGAUUCAUUGUUAAAAUGCUCAAAUCAGAUCAUCGGUCUGUUCGCAGAAAGCCCUUGUCAGCGGUGUAAUUAUCCCGGUGGCUCACUCCUGACUUUACAGUCAUCGCUCCUUGCAGAGAGCCUCCCGGCUUCUCUGUUCCCGGUGCUCUUUGUUACGUUGUCAAAUCCAAAAACCUCUAAUUUUCCUCACUGAUAGCAAAAAAAAAAAAAAGAAAGAAAGAAACUCGGCUGUUUGGAGGCCAACCCCGCUGUAGCGUGCCCGUUGUUUGUCUUU